AUGUUUGAAAUGACAAAGAACCAAGACAAAACAUCCGAAAAACUCCACCGCCUCCAACAUCAGCUCACUAACCUCUCCACCAACAGGCCCAACAAUCAAGUAGCUGCCGAAGGAAGAGCUGCCGUAAUCGCAGCCGCCGCCAUCGCCGCCGCCAUCGCCGCCGCCACUACCACCGCCGCCCCCACCACUCCCGCCAGCAACCCCAACCACGCUCAACAACCAAGAGGGAAAGCAAAAGAAACACCGACCCCAGCUGCACCGAGAUCCUACGCAUCCAUCGCAGCAGGAAACAACAACCCCGAAUUCACGACAGUCACAAAUAAGAGGAAAACCAAGCCCAAAGUAGACCCUCUCUUCAAACCUGAAAUCAUCAGACUCAACCGGAAAAUCACCCCAACUCCCAACUAA
Morchella importuna is the source of this 408-nucleotide messenger RNA. RefSeq lists its product as uncharacterized. The record is from RefSeq and is a predicted model, not a curated record. The transcript is spliced from 2 exons. The coding region runs from base 1 to 408 and encodes 135 amino acids. NCBI's taxonomy places the organism in Eukaryota, Fungi, Ascomycota, Pezizomycetes, Pezizales, Morchellaceae.